UACGUUCGGCUUUGAAAUUAUUUGUCUUGACAUUUUCGUUUUUUAAUCUUGUAUUUUAGAUUUGAUAUCUUCUGCAGAUUUGGCCUUUUCGCAUAAAACCAAAUUAGUCGUUAUAGCUUAUGUUCAAAAUGAAUGUGCCACACGAGGCUCCGAGCGGUGAGCUGAAGAAGAGCAAGGGCAGCCUGGACCUGAAUGGGCGCUUUAUAGCCGAACAGCUGACCAAAACGGAGACUCGCCAUGGUUCGGCUCUGCCAUUAGAUGAAAAGAAAAAAUCCCACCUAAUUAUCGAGAUGAAGCUGGCUGAGAAGCCAUCCUUGAGGCUGUGCAGCAAGCCGCCCAGCGACAUGGAACACUUCAGCAUGGAGCACAAUUUCGAUGCCAAGGAUUUCUUGGAAAUGUCCGAGUCAAGCCUGGAACUCAUUGAGGAACCACACGGCAGGCGUCAAUAGCAAGACCCAAAGUUGAUUAAGGACCUAGCCGUAUAGCCGAACCCGAUUGCCCGGAUCGAACACUCAACGCAAACCAGUUCCAUCAUAUUGUUUUCCGCAAAGGAAUCCAAGGCAAUUUGAAACCUUGCUAGUCCCCGAAAAUGUUUUGUUAAACAGCGCAAACGACGCGAGCGAAGUGCAGCUCCAGAACUCAAGGAUUCCCCAGUUCCAGACGUGCUCCUUCGAGCUGACCCAUGCUGGCUAUCACAAAAUGAGAGUCCAAUAUAAUGUGUAGGAUAAAUUUUGAUCGUUGACCCAAGUAUAACAUAAAUUUUAUUAGUUCAAAA
Drosophila virilis is the source of this 775-nucleotide messenger RNA. RefSeq lists its product as uncharacterized. The record is from RefSeq and is a predicted model, not a curated record. NCBI's taxonomy places the organism in Eukaryota, Metazoa, Arthropoda, Insecta, Diptera, Drosophilidae.